GACAUAAAUUGCAGUAUCAGUGGUGUGUAGACCACAGAAGGAAAAAGACGCCCACUUUCGAUCUUUUACUGGGUUAAAAGUCCCUUUGUCCUUUAUCUCCCAGUUCUUAGGUCCAUAAAUCAUUCAACAUUCAAUCAUAUUCUCUUCUCUCCGCCGAAUUCAUCACCUUUAUAACCUAAUCAUCAUCAAUCGCUCCGUUUCUGUGGCUGGGAUCUUUGCUUCUACCAAAGAUCUCAAUCUCAUAGGUAUUCACAAUCAUAUCAUCACUUGAAAGCAAAAACAAAACAUCCAAUGAAGUUUGCAAUUUAGAAGCAGCUGAUUCAUUUUCAAUCGGAGAAGAUGGGGUUUAAUCCCUUGGACUCAUACUGUCGUCCUGUGGAAAAUGGUGUAUGGGCGACGGCGGUGGAAAACGAAUUUGGGCCUUACACACCUUGUGCAACCGAUUCACUGGUUACUGGAAUUUCCCAUUUGGUACUUCUUGGAAUUUGCAUAUACAGGAUAUGGGUGACGAAGAAGAAUUUCAAAGUGCAAAGGUUCAAAUUGAGGUCGAAUCUCUACAAUUACUUUUUGGGAUUAUUGGCUCUUUACUGUACUGCUGAGCCUUUGGUCAGAUUGAUAAUGGGGAUUUCGGCUUUCAAUGUUGAUGCAGAGACUGGUCUUGCCCCAUACGAGAUUGUUACCUUAGUUAUCAAGACUCUUGCAUGGUGCUGUGUGUUGAUUGUGCUCGGGGUCGAAACCGUAAUUUAUGUUUGUGAAGUUCGUUGGUUUAUGAGAUUUGGUGUCAUUUAUGCUUUGCUUGGAGAUGCUGUCUUGUUCAACCUUGUGCUUUCUGUGAGCCAAUAUUACACAAGAGAUGUACUGUAUCUCUAUUUCAGUGAGGUUGCCAUCCAGGUUUUGUUUGGGGUAUGCUUGAUUGCCUAUCUUCCAACUUUGGAUCCUUAUCCGGGUUACACCCCAAUACGGGUCGACCCGUUGGAUGAUGGUGAAUAUGAAGAACUUGGUGGAAGUGAAGAAAUUUGUCCAGAAAGACGCACCAACAUUAUUUCUAGUAUCUUCUUCUCUUGGAUGAAUCCACUCAUGCUUUUAGGUUACAAAAGACCUCUCACAGAGAAAGAUAUAUGGAAACUUGACACUUGGGAUCAAACAGAAACACUUAACAGCAAAUUCCAAAUAUAUUGGGAAGAAGAGCUCCGCAAACCUAAACCAUGGCUUUUAAGGGCUUUACAUCGUAGUCUUGGAGGAAGGUUUUGGUGGGGAGGCUUUUGGAAGAUUGGCAAUGAUCUUUCUCAGUUUGUUGGACCACUGAUUUUGAACCAACUGUUAUUGUCUAUGCAAGAACGUGGUCCAGCUCAGAUUGGUUACAUCUAUGCUUUCACAAUUUUCGUUGGAGUGGUACUUGGUGUGUUGUGUGAGGCUCAAUAUUUUCAGAAUGUGAUGCGUGUUGGUUAUCGCCUUCGUUCGACUCUGAUUGCUGCAGUCUUCCGGAAGACUUUGAGGCUAACUAAUGAGAGUCGCAGAAAGAUUGCAUCUGGGAAGAUAGUCAACUUGAUGACAACUGAUUCUGAAUCACUUGGGCAAGUAACCCAAUCCCUUCACACUUUGUGGUCUGCACCUUUUCGUAUCAUUCUUGCUUUGGUUCUUCUCUACCAACAACUUGGUGUUGCUUCAGUCCUUGGUGCAUUAUUGCUAGUUCUUAUGUUCCCCAUACAGACCUUGGUUAUUAGUAGAAUGCAAAAAAUGUCAAAGGAAGGACUGCAGAGAACCGAUAAGAGAAUUGGUCUCAUGAAUGAAAUCUUAGCAGCCAUGGACACUGUCAAAUGCUAUGCUUGGGAGAAUAGUUUCCAAGAAAAGGUCCAAGUUGUUAGAACAGAUGAAUUGUCAUGGUUUCGAAGAGUACAAAUGCUAGGAUCGUUGAAUACUUUUUUCUUGAAUAGUAUUCCAGUGGUUGUGAUUGUGGUUUCAUUUGGGUUGUUUACAUUAUUUGGAGGAGACCUGACACCUGCUCGAGCCUUCACAUCACUUUCUUUAUUCGCUGUAUUACGUUUUCCACUCUUCAUGCUUCCAAAUAUGGUCACUCAGGUUGUAAAUGCUAAUGUGUCUUUGAAACGUUUGGAAGAUCUUCUAUUAGCUGAAGAGAGACUUCUUCUUCCAAAUCCACCUCUUGAACCAGGGCUUCCAGCUAUCUCAAUUAGAAAUGGCUUCUUUUCAUGGGAUUCAAAGCCUGAUAAACCAACACUGUCAAAUAUAAACUUAGAUAUACCAAUUGGUAGUCUGGUGGCAAUUGUGGGAAGUACAGGAGAGGGUAAAACAUCACUUGUAUCUGCCAUGCUUGGGGAGCUUCCACCUGUCAGUGAUUCACAUGUUGUUAUGAGAGGAACUGUUGCUUAUGUCCCACAAGUCUCAUGGAUCUUCAAUGCAACUGUACGUGACAACAUAUUGUUUGGAUCAACCUUUGAAUCUGGUAGAUAUGAGAAGACAAUAGAUGUAACUGCACUUCACCAUGACUUGGACUUGCUUCCUGGUGGUGAUCUUACUGAGAUUGGUGAAAGAGGGGUGAAUAUUAGUGGAGGGCAAAAACAAAGAGUUUCCAUGGCUAGAGCUGUAUACUCCAACUCAGAUGUAUUCGUGUUUGAUGAUCCUUUGAGUGCUCUAGAUGCUCAUGUAGGUCGACAGGUGUUUGAGAAAUGUAUUAAAGAAGAAUUAAAAGGAAAAACACGAGUUCUAGUUACAAAUCAGCUACAUUUUCUUUCACAAGUGGAUAGGAUCCUUUUGGUCCAUGAAGGCAUGGUGAAAGAGGAGGGAACAUUUGAGGAACUUUCAGAGCAUGGUGCACUCUUUCAAAAGUUAAUGGAAAAUGCAGGAAAGAUGGAGGAAUAUGUGGAAGAACAGGAAGCCAUUGAAGAAACUGAUACAAAGGUAUCAAAACCCGUUGCUAAUGGUGUCAAUGGUGAGUCAGCAAAAGAUGAUAAAAAGAAAGGACCAAAAUCUGUUCUUAUUAAACAAGAGGAACGCGAAACAGGUGUAAUCAGCUUCAAUGUUUUGAAGAGGUAUAAAGAUGCAUUAGGAGGGUGGUUUGUUGUGGUUAUACUAUUCGGAUGUUAUGCAGCAACAGAAACUUUAAGAAUACUGAGUAGCUCAUGGUUAAGUAUUUGGACAGAUGAAAGCACCCCAAAGAACUACAGUCCACUAUUCUAUAAUCUCAUCUAUGCACUUCUAUCACUUGGUCAAGUUAUGGUGACAUUGGUGAACUCUUUUUGGUUGAUUGUGACAAGUCUUCAUGCUGCUAGGAAGUUGCAUAAUGCUAUGCUUGGGUCCAUAUUGAGGGCUCCUAUGGUCUUUUUCCACACGAAUCCCCUUGGGCGUAUCAUUAACAGAUUCUCAAAAGAUCUUGGUGACAUAGAUCGAAAUGUUGCCCCAUUUGUGAACAUGUUUUUGGGACAGGUGUCGCAGCUUUUGUCAACUUUUGUUCUAAUUGGAUUAUUAAGCACCAUGUCUCUAUGGGCCAUAUUACCACUUCUCUUAGUCUUCUAUGGAGCUUAUCUCUAUUAUCAGAGCACAGCACGUGAAGUAAAACGAUUAGAUUCCAUCACAAGAUCACCUGUAUAUGCUCAAUUUGGUGAAGCCCUAAAUGGUCUUUCCACAAUUCGUGCAUACAAAGCAUAUGAUCGAAUGGCAAAAAUCAAUGGAAACUCAAUGGACAACAACAUCCGGUUUACAUUAGUCAACAUGAGUGCAAACCGUUGGUUAGCAAUUCGGUUAGAAACAGUAGGUGGGCUCAUGAUUUGGCUAACUGCAACUUUUGCAGUUAUGCAAAAUGGAAAAGCAAGAAACCAAGAAGCAUUUGCAUCCACCAUGGGAUUGCUUCUAAGUUAUGCAUUAAACAUCACAACAUUGUUAACAACUGUUCUUAGACUCGCAAGUUUAGCUGAAAACAGUUUGAAUGCUGUUGAACGUGUUGGGACUUAUAUUGAAUUGCCUUCUGAGGCUCCUGGUGUUAUUGAGGAUAACAGGCCGCCACCUGGCUGGCCUUCUGAGGGUUCUAUAAAGUUUGAGGAUGUUGUUUUGAGGUAUAGGCCUGAGCUGCCACCUGUCCUCCAUGGGUUGACUUUCUUGAUUCCUGCAAGUGAUAAAGUUGGAAUUGUUGGAAGAACAGGAGCGGGGAAAUCGAGUAUGUUGAAUGCUUUGUUUCGGAUUGUGGAAUUGGAGAGGGGUAGAAUUGUAAUUGAUAAUUCUGAUAUUGGGAAGUUUGGGUUGACUGAUUUGAGGAAAGUUCUUGGGAUUAUACCUCAAGCACCGGUUCUUUUUUCAGGAACUGUGAGAUUCAAUCUUGACCCUUUCAAUGAGCAUAAUGAUCCUGAUCUUUGGGAAUCUUUGGAGAGGGCCCACUUGAAGGAUGUUAUCAGGAGGAAUCCUUUGGGGUUAGAUGCCGAGGUGUCAGAGGCUGGAGAGAAUUUCAGUGUAGGACAAAGACAAUUACUAAGUCUUUCACGUGCAUUGCUUCGAAGAUCAAAGAUUCUUGUUCUUGAUGAAGCAACUGCAGCUGUUGAUGUUAGAACAGAUGCACUUAUCCAAAAAACAAUCCGUGAAGAAUUCAAAUCAUGUACUAUGAUCAUCAUUGCUCAUCGUUUAAACACCAUCAUUGAUUGUGAUCGCAUCCUUCUUCUUGAUGCUGGUCAGGUUGUUGAGUAUGAUGCUCCAGGAAAGCUAUUGCAAAAUGAGCAAACUGCAUUUUCAAAAAUGGUACAAAGUACAGGGGCUGCAAAUGCACAGUAUUUGCGUACCUUAGCAUUUGAAGCGGAAGGUGACAAGGUGGAGAAGGCGGCGGUGGCCGGACAGAAGAGGUGGCUGGCCUCCACGCGGUGGGCGGCUGCCGCCCAGUUUGCACUUUCUGCUACCCUGAAUUCAUCUCACAACGACCUUGUUCAUAUGGAGUUUGAAAAUGAUAAUAAUAAUAUUCUUAAAAGAACAAAGGAUGCGGUUGUAACUCUUCAGGGUGUUUUGAAAGGGGAACAUGAUAAAGAGAUUGAAGAGUCACUUGAACGUUCACAGGUCCCUAGGGAGAGAUGGUGGUCUGCUCUCUAUAAAGUAGUGGAAGGUCUUUCGGUGAUGGGGAAGUUGGGGCGUAACAAGCUCCAGCUAUCAGAAUAUGGGGGAUUUAAAGAUGAAGCGAUUGAUUGGGACCAUGUUCAGAUGUAGUAAUGGAAUGAAUGGCUUCAAUGAUCAAGUCAAGAUCAAUUAUGGUUGAUUGGUUUUGGUCUAAUUUGAAAUAUAUAAUUAAAAUGUAAUUUCCAUGGAACUGUAAUUUUUGACCAGAUAGCCUAUAAACACACGGGGAUUGGCCCCUUAUCUACAUUUUUGUUAAUUGUGUUUAAGAAAGAUUUUUACAUAGAUUUUGAAAUAAAUUUUGCACCAAAGGGGGAUUUUGUCAAUUUACUUUG
Messenger RNA from Lactuca virosa, 5438 nucleotides. Lineage: Eukaryota; Viridiplantae; Streptophyta; Magnoliopsida; Asterales; Asteraceae. The record is from the annotation of a GenBank genome assembly.